Messenger RNA from Leopardus geoffroyi (Geoffroy's cat), 5781 nucleotides. It is a transcript of the gene KDM4B, whose product is annotated as lysine demethylase 4B. Bases 240 to 3866 code for a protein of 1208 amino acids. The record is from RefSeq and is a predicted model, not a curated record. NCBI's taxonomy places the organism in Eukaryota, Metazoa, Chordata, Mammalia, Carnivora, Felidae. Gene Ontology annotation, cellular component: nucleus. The transcript has 25 exons. Gene Ontology annotation, biological process: chromatin remodeling. Gene Ontology annotation, molecular function: zinc ion binding; histone H3K9 demethylase activity.
GGGCUCGGCCGCCAGCGACCGAGCGGGGCCCGGCCCGAGCGGGGCCUGGGGGUGCGACGCCGAGGGCGGGGGAGCGCGCGCCGCUGCUCCGGACCGGGCCGCGCGCGCCGCCUCAGGAACCGUCACCCUUGCCGGGACCUGAUAGAAACCCCUGCCAGCUACGGGGCACCUGUCCUCCGCGGCCUUGGCUCUCCAGUACGACCGGGACUUUGAAGUGUGACGGUCCCUCGGCUGCAGCCAUGGGGUCUGAGGAUCACGGGGCCCAGAACCCGAGCUGUAAAAUCAUGACGUUCCGCCCAACCAUGGAAGAAUUUAAGGACUUCAACAAAUACGUGGCCUACAUCGAGUCCCAGGGAGCCCACCGGGCGGGCCUGGCCAAGAUCAUCCCCCCAAAGGAGUGGAAGCCGAGGCAGACGUACGAUGACAUCGACGACGUGGUCAUCCCGGCCCCCAUCCAGCAGGUGGUGACGGGCCAGUCGGGCCUCUUCACACAGUACAACAUCCAGAAGAAGGCCAUGACGGUCGGGGAGUACCGCCGCCUGGCCAACAGCGAGAAGUAUUGCACCCCGCGGCACCAGGACUUCGACGAUCUGGAGCGCAAGUACUGGAAGAACCUCACCUUCGUCUCCCCCAUCUACGGGGCCGACAUCAGCGGCUCCCUGUAUGAUGACGACGUGGCCCAGUGGAACAUCGGGAGCCUGCGGACCAUCCUGGACAUGGUGGAGCGCGAGUGCGGCACCAUCAUCGAGGGCGUCAACACCCCCUACCUGUACUUCGGCAUGUGGAAGACCACCUUCGCCUGGCACACGGAGGACAUGGACCUUUACAGCAUCAACUACCUGCACUUUGGGGAGCCCAAGUCCUGGUACGCCAUCCCGCCGGAGCACGGCAAGCGCCUGGAGCGGCUGGCCAUCGGGUUCUUCCCCGGGAGCUCCCAGGGCUGUGACGCCUUCCUGCGGCACAAGAUGACCCUCAUCUCGCCCAUCAUCCUCAAGAAGUACGGGAUCCCGUUCAGCCGGAUCACGCAGGAGGCCGGGGAGUUCAUGAUCACGUUCCCCUACGGCUACCACGCCGGGUUCAAUCACGGGUUCAACUGCGCGGAAUCUACCAACUUCGCCACCCUGCGGUGGAUCGAUUACGGCAAGGUGGCCACUCAGUGCACGUGCCGGAAGGACAUGGUCAAGAUCUCCAUGGACGUCUUCGUGCGCAUCCUGCAGCCAGAGCGGUACGAGCUGUGGAAGCAAGGCAAGGACCUCACGGUGCUGGACCACACCCGGCCCACAGCCCUGAGCAGCCCCGAGCUGAGCACCUGGAGCGCCUCCCGGGCCUCACUCAAGGCCAAGCUCCUGCGCAGACAAAUUAGUCUGAAAGAAAACAGACACUGGAGAAAGACUGAGGAGGACAGAAAGGCCAGUCUAGAAAGGAAGAAAGAGCAGACCAGGAGGCCGGGGCCGCCGUCCCACCGGAAACGAAGCCAGCCCAAGAAGCCCAAGCCAGAAGACCCCAAGUCCCCAGGGGAGGGGGCCGCCGGGGCCGCCCUCCUGGAGGAGGCUGGCGGCUUGAAGGAGGAGACCUCACAGGAGGCCGACCCCGAGGAGGAAGAGGAGGAGCCCCAGCCGACGCCACCGCAGGGCCGGGAGGCCGAGGCCACAGAAGCCUCCCGCCACGUCAGGCUCCACAUUCGCAGGACGCGGGCAUCUUUGGGGACCGUGAUUCCACCAGACAUUUGCUCAUCCGUUCAGUUUUCUCUGAUGUGCUGGCCCCCAGUUAAAACACCACUGAAGACACCCCUGGCCUGCCUCCCGCCCUGCCCUGCCACCUGCCGGAGACCCCCCAGCACCGGCCCUCGGGGGUGGCCCUCCAGGCCCAGCAGGCUCUCCAGUUCUGCUCAAGCGACCACUUUUCACGAAGACGGAAGGGGCAAGCUGCGGCCAGCCAAGGCCAAGACCGACAGGAAGAAAAAGAGCUAUGGUCCCCUGCACCCCCACCACGCCCUCUUGCCCCAGCUGCCGCCGCCCCCACCCACCCAGUUCCCCGCCGAGGAGGCACCCAGGCUGCCACCCCUGCUGGAGUCCCCAGCGCUGGCCCCGGGCCCCGCACCAGCCGAGGAGAACCCGCCCCCACCGCCUCUCAACGUCGUGCCCCCCGAGGCACCUGGCGAGGAGCCAGAGGUGAAGCCACGCCCCAUCAUCCCCAUGCUGUAUGUGGUGCCGCGGCCCAGCACGCUGUGUGACAAGGGCCGCGUGUCCUGCCAGCAGGCCUUUGAGCACUUUGCCCAGAGGGGCCCCACCUGGAAGGAACAGGCGGCCCCCAUGGAGCUGACGGGUCCCGAGGAGGAUAGCAGAGCCGGCGAGGUGCAGGCACCGUCCACAUUUUCCAAAUUGAAGAUGGAAAUCAAGAAAAGCAGACGCCACCCCCUGGGCAAGCCACCCACCCGCUCCCCGCUGACCGUGGUCAAGCAGGAGGCCUCGAGUGACGAGGAAGCCUUCCCUUUCUCCGGGGAGGAGGACAUGAGUGGCCCCGAGGCCUUGAGGUCUUUGCUCUCCCUGCAGUGGAAGAACAAGGCUGCCGGUUUCCAGGCCGAGAGGAAGUUCAACGCGGCGGCCGCCCUGACCGAGCCCUACUGCGCCAUCUGUACUCUCUUCUACCCUUACACCCAGUCCCUACAGACCGAGAAGGAGGCUCCCCAGGCCUCUCUCGGGGAGGGUCCCUCGGUGGCUCCCCCUUCCAAAAGUGGCCAGAAGACACGGCCGUUGAUCCCCGAGAUGUGCUUCACGUCCGGCGGUGAGAACACGGAGCCCCUUCCCGCCAACUCCUACAUCGGCGACGACGGGACCAGCCUGCUGAUCGCCUGCGCCAAGUGCUGCCUGCAGGUUCAUGCCAGUUGCUACGGCAUCCGCCCCGAGCUGGUCAACGAGGGCUGGACGUGUUCCCGGUGCACGGCCCACGCCUGGACUGCGGAGUGCUGCCUUUGUAACCUCCGGGGCGGAGCCCUGCAGAUGACCACCGACCGCAGGUGGAUCCACGUGAUCUGUGCCAUCGCGGUCCCCGAAGUGCGCUUCCUGAACGUGAUGGAGCGCCACCCUGUGGACAUCAGCGCCAUCCCCGAGCAGCGGUGGAAGCUGAAAUGCGUGUACUGCCGGAAGCGGAUGAAGAAGGUGUCAGGAGCCUGCAUCCAGUGCUCCUGUGAGCACUGUUCCACCUCCUUCCACGUGACCUGCGCCCACGCCGCCGGGGUCCUCAUGGAGCCUGACGACUGGCCCUACGUUGUCUCCAUCACCUGCUUCAAGCACAAGUCAGGGGGCCACACCGUCCAGUUCCUGAGGGCCGUGUCCUUGGGCCAGAUGGUCAUCACCAAGAACCGCAACGGGCUCUAUUACCGCUGCCGGGUCAUCGGCACCAGCACGCAGACCUUCUACGAAGUCAACUUUGACGAUGGGUCCUACAGCGACAACCUGUACCCGGAGAGCAUUACCAGUAGGGACUGUGUCCGGCUGGGACCCCCACCCGAGGGGGAGUUUGUUGAGCUUCGGUGGGCGGAUGGCAACAUGUACAAGGCCAGGUUCAUUUCCUCCGUGACGAGCCACGUCUAUCAGGUGGAGUUCGAGGACGGGUCCCAGCUGAUGGUGAAGCGCGGGGACAUCUUCACCCUGGACGAGGAGCUCCCCAAGAGGGUCCGGUCGCGGCUGUCGCUCAGCACGGGGGCACCUCAGGAGAACACCUUCUCGGGAGAGGAGGUGAAGGCCGCCAAGCGCCCGCGGGUGGGCACCCCACGCGCCCCCGAGGACUCAGGACGGAAUCCGGACUACCUAGCGUUCAUGGAGAGCCUCUUGCGGGCGCAGUGCCGGCCCGGGGCCCCCUUCUAGGACAGCCGGCCGCCCGGCGACCCCUCGGCCCAGCAAGGCAGGCGGCGGCCGGCCCUGGCGUUUGCUUGCUGUGAAUUCCUGUCCUCGCCUCCCCGGCCCCCCGAGAGGCUACCUCUGCGCGGCCGCCCCCGCUCUGCGGCGACAGGAGCCAGCAGGACGCCGGCACGCGGCCCCCGGACUCAGGGAGCAGGGCCACGCGGGCUCUGGGGGGGGCCGGCCGGGGACUCGCGCCACCCCCACGACUCAGAUUCGUAAACCAUGUAAGCUCUUCUCGAAAAGGUGCUACUGCUUUGCCUGCCUCCUGAGCAGCCUUGGAGGUUGUGACUUCUGUACAUACGUGACCUUUGUGAGGCUCUUUCUAGAAAUACCUGUUGUUUAAAAAAACACGAGGAAAAAAAGGAAAACAAAGAAAAGGAAAAAAAAUCCCCAAAGUUGUUUUCUAGAUUUGUGGCUUUAAACACGAAACAAAACAAAACACAAACGUUCUUUUUUUUCCAGAACCAAGAUACGCUGAGGGAGAUAAAAGCAUCUCGGGAUUUUUGUUGGCUUGUUGGCUUGUUGGUCAUUGUUUUAAAACCUCGCUUGUCUGCGCACCAGCGGCAGGCAGGGAGGUGCCCCGCAUGCGGGGAGGCCCGGUGGCACCUGGGAGGUGACAGGGUGACAGGCGUCGGCCCGUCCCUCCUCUCUCCGGGACUUGGCGAAGGUCUGGGCGGCCGGCCCUGCCUGCUCCCUCUGGGGGCGACCACCGGCUGCAGGGGUCGCAGAGCCCUUUUCCGGUCCACGCGCGCCUUCGCGAAAUAAACACGCUCUCUCCUGGUUUGUUCCCUCUCCUGCUUCUUCCCCUCGUGACUGCGCUGCCGCGCUGCCGGCCCGGGGCUUCCGCUGUUUGCAAAAGGCUCCGUGUCCCCAGGGCGUCCCCCUCCCGGCCGUGUGCGUGGCCGGGCGUCUGUUCACCGACAAGCGUGGGUGACAUCCGUGGCUGUCUGGGGAGGGAGGAUGUGAAACCAGCCACCUCUCCUCCCCGCCCCCCCCCCCCCCACCCCGUGGCCCAAGUCCGGGGGUUCCCCGUGGCCCCAGGCCCUGGCCGCUGCCCCACCGGCGCAGGGGUGCCUGCCUUGGACCCCGAGGGGCCAAUGGCAUCCGCGUCUUGCUUGGGAGACGUGGGUCUGUGCGUCUGGGGGACGCUGAUGUCAGCACGGAGGAACCGUGAUUUCCGAGGCGUGCUUGUGAGGGGCUUUGGGCCCCGCCCACCUGCCCCGGGGAGCCUCGCCCACCGCGGCGGCCCCUGCCGUCCUGCCCAGGGAUUGCCGGCAGAAUCUGCUCGUGUAAAAAAAAAAAAAAAAAAAAUUAAAAAGAAUGUUCUGCUGGUUGCCCGGCCAGAAGGAACUAUAUAAGGAGAACAGAAAAGAUGUAAAUGAGCCGAGAACCUUGCGUUUCGUUGGUGGGGGCGGGGGGCAGGUGCCCUGGAGGGGGCGGGGGCGGGAGGUGCCGCGGGGAGCCCGCCGGAUGUGGGGGUCCCCCUCUGCAUGCGGCAGCCCCGCGGGGCGCCGGCACUGUGUUCAUAUGUAGUUUGAAAAUGCUAUUUAUAUUGUAAAGGGAACAGGAGGAAGGGGGCUGGCCCUCGGGCGGAGGGGUGGGCCAGACCCAGGCAGGGUCUCUCUGGGUCUGGGUCUGGGUCUGGGUCUGGGUCUGGGUCUGGGUCUGGGGCGACGUGCAGACAGGCCGCGGCCCCGCGAAGGGGAAACGCACAUUUCCCCACCAACGUAUACCCGUGUCUAUGUACAAAAACGAAAAACCAAGCCACCCGCCCUGAUUUUGCUCCCACCCAAGAUUAAGGAUGCGCUGUAUUUUUGCCUAAUUUCCCCUGCCUCUAGGUUCAUAAUGAAUUAAAGGCUCGUGAGCACUGCGAAACAGA